CGCCCCCCCCAGCGGGGGAAGUGACUCUGCCGCACUUCCUGGGGCGGUGUCGGAGCGGCCGCGGGCCCGGCCAUGGAGCCCCCCCCGGAGCGCGGUGAGGCGGGACCCCCCCCCGGCGAGGCCGAGGCCCCCCCGGGGCCGCUGGAGCUGCGGCUGCGGACGGUGGAGCGGGAGCUGGCGCUGGUCAAGGCGGCGCUGGGGGAGACCCUGCGCAGGUUGGGGGGCUGCGACCCCCCCGGGGGGCUCGCCCCCAGCGGAGCCCCCCCGGAGCCCCCCCGGAGCAUCAGCGUGGGGACGCAGACGGAGGAGCUCCCCCUGCGCCCCCCGAGCCCCCCCCAGGAGCCCCCCGGGACCGGCGGAGCCCCCCCGGAGCCGCCCCCGCCGGGGUCCCCCCCGCUGCGCCGCCACAGCUCCUCCUCGGGCCCCCCCAGCCCCCGGCAGCGCCUGAGCCGCAAAGCGGCGUCGUCAGCGAACCUGCUGCAGGGCAGCCCCGAGAGCCUCCCGCCGUGGCAAUUACAACCUGGGUGA
Molecule: messenger RNA, 528 nt
Organism: Taeniopygia guttata (zebra finch)
Lineage: Eukaryota; Metazoa; Chordata; Aves; Passeriformes; Estrildidae
Source: RefSeq, a predicted model, not a curated record